AUGGCCGCGCAGGCCGAGGCGCGCACGGGCACGAGCGAGCUCGACGUGAGCCCGGCGAACCGGGAGAUCGGCGACGAGGCCGUCUGGUCGCUGUCGACGGCCAAGCCGGGCAACGGCGUCGAGCAGAUCCGCGCCGCGCCGGGCGGGAAACGACGCGACGAGAACACGGAGACGUACUGGCAGAGCGACGGCGGCCAGCCGCACCUCAUCAACAUCCAGUUCCACAAGAAGAUGUCCAUCUCCGAGAUGGCCUUCUACCUCGACUACGGCCUCGACGAGAGCUACACGCCCAAGAAGAUGUCGAUCCGCGCGGGCACGACGUUCCACGACCUCGUCGAGGUCGAGGUCGUCGACCUCCACGAGCCGACGGGCUGGGUGACCGUGGCCCUGUCGCACGGCGACGGCAAGGCGCUCCGCGCGUUCUUCCUCCAGGUCUGCGUCGUCUCCAUGCACCAGAACGGCCGCGACACGCACGUGCGCCAGGCGAAGAUCUUCGGCCCGCGGACGCCCAUCGACGUCUGCGCGGGGAAGCACGCGGCCCGGUUCACGUCCGUCGCGCUGACGCAGUUCGCCGUCCUCCGCUAA
Aureococcus anophagefferens is the source of this 585-nucleotide messenger RNA. RefSeq lists its product as hypothetical. NCBI's taxonomy places the organism in Eukaryota, Pelagophyceae, Pelagomonadales, Pelagomonadaceae. The record is from RefSeq and is a predicted model, not a curated record. Gene Ontology annotation, cellular component: anaphase-promoting complex. The coding region runs from base 1 to 585 and encodes 194 amino acids. The transcript has 2 exons. Gene Ontology annotation, biological process: protein K11-linked ubiquitination; anaphase-promoting complex-dependent catabolic process.